Molecule: messenger RNA, 1726 nt
Organism: Xyrauchen texanus (razorback sucker)
Lineage: Eukaryota; Metazoa; Chordata; Actinopteri; Cypriniformes; Catostomidae
Product: relaxin-3 receptor 1-like
Exons: 1
Coding region: 356-1597 (413 amino acids)
Biological process (GO): G protein-coupled receptor signaling pathway; immune response
Cellular component (GO): membrane
Molecular function (GO): G protein-coupled receptor activity
Source: RefSeq, a predicted model, not a curated record
GUUAAAACACAGGGUGCAUCAUUUGCUUAGGCUGCGUAAAACGCGUCAUCUAAUCCAUUAUAAAAACUCUGCGAGGUGUCAGUGCACAUGAAGCUAUCCAUGGACAACAGAUCUGUCCAUCCACACAUAUUAUUUCAAUGCCGUACUGAGAUAUCGAUUUCUUUACACUGAGACCCUUGGUCUUCAAAAUCACUGUUGCAAUGGGUGCGCAAAUACCCCUUUGUCCAAGGAUAACUAUGGCAGUGAACAGAUGAGAAAUUAAACUGGUAAAACUCGGGAUUGCCGUAGCUAUCUGCGAGCUGUGUGCUUGGUACCACAUUUGACCAAAAUGGAAAGAUUACACUGAAAAAUUGCGAUGCAGAAGACUUCUAAAAUGCAAGACGAUCGCACGGAGUACGCGUCUGGAAGUCUCCCGUUAUCAAGUGAAUACAACGCGAGCUUCGUGCUUAACAGGACCAAUCUUUCGUGGAGUGUCUUGCAGGAUCUCGCUGAUUUGGAUAAACCCGAUUUUGUGGGGGACGGAUCCGCGGUGCUGAGAAUAAUCAUCUCUGUCAUCUACUCGGUCGUGUGCGCUCUGGGUUUAAUUGGAAACAUCCUCGUCCUGUAUCUCAUGAAGUCCAAACAAGCAUGGAAAAAGUCUUCCAUCAACCUCUUUGUGACCAGUUUGGCCGUGACUGACUUUCAGUUUGUUUUGACACUUCCCUUUUGGGCUGUGGAGAAUGCCAUGGAUUUCACUUGGCUAUUUGGUAAGGCGAUGUGUAAGAUUGUUUCUUAUGUAACAGCCACAAACAUGUACGCCAGCGUGUUUUUCCUGACAGCUAUGAGUGUGGCGAGAUACUGCUCUGUGGCUUCGGCGUUAAAAAGUAGGAGACGCCGGUGGCGUUUCUCCGCGCGAUGGAUGAGUAUCAUCAUAUGGAUAGCGGCGGUCGGUGCCGCUCUGCCAAACGCUAUAUUUUCAACGACCGCCACGGUGUCGAACGAGGAACUGUGUCUUGUGAAAUUUCCCGACCGGAGCGGAGACGCGCAGUUUUGGUUGGGUUUAUACCACGCGCAAAAAGUACUGUUGGGGUUUCUUAUCCCCCUCGGAAUAAUCACUGUCUGUUACCUGCUCCUUUUGCGCUUUAUAACCAACAAAAACAUAAACACGUCCAGCGCAAAGAGACGGUCCAAAGUGACCAAAUCUGUGACAAUAGUUGUGUUGUCCUUUUUCCUCUGCUGGUUGCCGAAUCAGGCGUUAACCGCGUGGGGAAUUUUAAUAAAACUCAAUGUUGUCCACUUUAGUUACGAGUAUUACACCACACAGGUGUUUAUUUUUCCAGUGACCGUCUGUUUAGCACAUUCCAACAGCUGCCUCAAUCCUAUUCUGUACUGUUUGAUGAGGAGGGAAUUCAGAAAGGCGUUGAAAAAGUUGUUUUGGCAAAUGACUUCGCCGUCUGUGACGAAUAUGAGACCGUUUUCCGCCUCCACGAAGCCCGAGCAAGAUGAACACGGUCACGCGCUGGUUCCGCUCAGACCCGCGGAGCCCGCGCUUAUUUUCUACCCUCCAGGGGUCGUCAUGUACAGCGGCAGAAACGACCUGCUGCCUAACAGCACAUAACUUCGUCACAUACGGGCAAAGCAAUUAUUUUAAGGUGCCGUUCACACCGAACGCGUAUUUGCUUGCAUCUGCGCGGGGAUUUGUAUAUUUUAUUUAUUAUAUUUUUUAUUGUUUUUCUAUGUAUAACAA